AACCCUGCGUCAAUAAAGCAGCGUCGCGGAUCGCUUUUAAAGCUGUAGCCGCUGUUUGCGCGGCCUCGUUACGUUCUUCUGGGCGUGUGGGAAGAAAAUAGCCGCACUUUAAUCCCCUGCCAGUAAAUAAAGCGCUCACGCGGGGAUAAAGGUAGAGCUCAACCCACCGCUCCGCAGUCGGACGCGCCUGUGAGCAAGGCACAGCUGCGCGAGCGGCAGCCUCGGCUUCGGCUCCGUGAACGGCCGCGCGUGCUUUCUGCGGCCGAACCGACGCAAACCGCCAGAGCAGCGACGACAGCGCGGGAAAAAACGAGCCGUGGGUCGAGAGCUACAGGGCCCGCAGCAUGACGGAGCCGCAGGACCAGAGCGAAGAACCGGGCCUGACGUCAGCUCAGGACCUGGAGCCCAAGGACGGGGAGGCGCACGGACACUUCAGGUUUCAGUUGAUUGAGGACUUGUCGUAUGAAGACGUGAAGAAGUGUUACCGCGGCUCGUGUGUGUCUUGCAGCAGCGUGCUCCAGGCCCUGGACGUGCGCGAGUGUGUGUGUGUGUACGGCGCCAACGUGCUGAGCCUGGUGCAGAGCUCGUGUCCUCUGAGGGAGAGGGUGGCGGCGGCGGCGGGCGGAGGCGGGGCGGCCGGUGGCGCCGGCGCCGUGCGGACGGGCCGGUCCACUAAGGAGCUGCUCAUGACUCUGCCCUGUCCCUCUGCACAGACUGUCAGCAAGUACGACUCGCAGUUCCACAAACUGUUCCCGUGCGUUCCCAAGGACGAGAUCCUCAUGAAAGUCUACUCCUGCGCUCUUCUCAGAGACAUCCUGCUCCAAGGCCGGCUCUACAUCUCCAGACACUGGCUGUGCUUUUAUGCCAACCUGUUUGGCAAAGACAUCAAGGUGGCCGUCCCCGUGGUGUCUGUGAGGCUGGUGAAGAAACACAAGACCGCGGGCCUUGUGCCCAACGGCCUGGCCAUCACCACCGACACGGGCCAGAAGUACGUAUUUGUAUCCCUGCUAUCAAGAGACAGCGUAUAUGAUGUCUUACGCAGGAUCUGCACACACCUGCAGGUAAAUGGGAAGAGUCUGAGUUUGAAGCAGCUCAUGGAGGAGCCGACCUUAUCGCUGGACGAGUUUCCAGCUCCAGAUGAAUUCCCAGUGGUGGAUGAAUUCCCAGCAGUGUUAAAGUGGAGGAGGAAGCCGUCGGUGGUGUCGGUGUCCUCCUCCCUUCCUGAUCUCCUGGGAACCUCCACCAGCGCCACGGACGCGCCCUUUAAGUCAGAACAGCCGCUGGAAGAGCGAGCGCUGCAGACCGAGCCGGUGGCAGAACUGGGCCAGAUGGAGUACCAGCUGCUCAAGUUCUUCACUCUGCUCAUCGUCCUCCUCAUCCUGUCGUCGUGCUACUUGGCCUUUCGCGUGUGCAGUCUGGAGCAGCAGCUCUCCUUCCUCAGCAACCCCAACCUGCCCCUGAGAGAGAGGUAGCGGCGCCGCCUGCUGCCACGCUGCCGUUACGCCCCGCGCGUGGACAUGACAGGUCCAGGACCAGCCCAGAGCCUGGAGCCCGGACCAGAACCCGGACCAGAACCAACCGCGCACCAGCUGCCACGCGCGAAGGGCAACCAGCCACGCACCCCACGGACCCUCCCUCUGGGGACGGACUUCCGUUUCAGUGAUCACUUCCAAACUAUGCAAAGAGACGAUGAAGUCGUUUCCUACCUCUUUCCGUCCCUCUCACAGAUGACACUGCGGUGCAUAGGGGUCCGGGAGUAGUCAGCAGCUCACGGUUGAACCGGCCGUUUGCGGCACCGGUGAGGUUUAGUAGUGAAGGAAGCUAGAGGUGUAAAGAGAUCAUAAACAGCAAAUGUAACAUAUUCUGCUGAUAAAGCGCAGGUUAAACCACAGGGUCUUUAUUUGUGGUGAGGUUCUGCUGUAGUCGUUAGUAGUGAAGCUAAAACUAGCUGCAACAAUGCACUUUUUAAUAUAGAAAUGUAUCUAUAACACUUUGAAGAGUUUGGGUCUAUUUUGCUUUAUCUAUGAUAAUGAUCAUACUGUAGGUACACAGUUGUCAUUUUUAAGGUAUUUAUGGAAGAGAGUCAUUUUCUGACACUUGACUGAAGUGAAUCCUGUCAUUUAACUGGAGCUGUUUCGCCCGUGGGCGUCGACAAUAAUGUGAAAGGCAGUUAAAUGACGUGAACGUUGUGUUUUACAGGGUAGUUUUUCUUUUCUACAUUUCAAAUCAAGUCACCAUAGGCUUGAAAUGACUCAUGUCACAUCAUUACACGAUUUUCUGAAGAUGUUUCACUUGAAUAGACUUUGUCUUGGA
Molecule: messenger RNA, 2313 nt
Organism: Betta splendens (Siamese fighting fish)
Lineage: Eukaryota; Metazoa; Chordata; Actinopteri; Anabantiformes; Osphronemidae
Gene: gramd2aa
Product: GRAM domain containing 2Aa
Exons: 12
Coding region: 345-1472 (375 amino acids)
Biological process (GO): regulation of store-operated calcium entry
Cellular component (GO): endoplasmic reticulum membrane; extrinsic component of cytoplasmic side of plasma membrane; organelle membrane contact site
Molecular function (GO): phosphatidylinositol-4,5-bisphosphate binding
Source: RefSeq, a predicted model, not a curated record